Molecule: messenger RNA, 936 nt
Organism: Gopherus evgoodei (Goodes thornscrub tortoise)
Lineage: Eukaryota; Metazoa; Chordata; Testudines; Testudinidae
Product: olfactory receptor 51A7-like
Exons: 1
Coding region: 1-936 (311 amino acids)
Biological process (GO): G protein-coupled receptor signaling pathway
Cellular component (GO): membrane
Molecular function (GO): olfactory receptor activity; G protein-coupled receptor activity
Source: RefSeq, a predicted model, not a curated record
AUGUCAGCUGUCAAUGACACAAAAUUAAAAUCAGUAAUUUUCCUUCUCACCGGGCUACCAAGUCAUGGAGAUGCACCUCUCUGGAUUUCUAUCCCCUUCUGCUUCAUGAAUGUUAUUUCAAUAGUAGGAAAUUCAAUCAUUCUGUUCAUUGUAAAGACAGAGCCAAGCCUCCAUCAGCCCAUUUAUAUUUUCCUUUCCAUGUGGGCCGUAGCAGACCUUGGCAUAUCGAUAUCCACCAUGCCGACGAUACUGGACAUCUACUUGUUUAACUCCAGGGAGAUCAGCCUCAAUGCCUGUUUAGCCCAGCUUUUCUUCAUCCAUUUGCUUCAGUGCAUUGAAUCCUCUUUGCUGUUGUUGAUGGCCUUUGACCACUUCAUCGCAAUCUAUAACCCUCUGAGAUAUGCUGCCAUCUUUAUCCUGCCGAGAAUAGCCAAGAUGGGACUUUUGGCUGUGCUAAGAGUGAUGGUCAUAAUACUUCCACUUCCCUUUCUCCUGAAAUGGUUCCAAUACUGUCAAGCCAAUGUCCUCUUCUAUUCCUACUGUUUGCACCGGGAGGUCAUGAACAUGGCUUGUUCAGAUAUCACGGUCAACAUCAUCUAUGGAUUGUUUACUAAACUCUUAACAAUGGGGUUGGAUUUGCUGCUUAUCUUCCUCUCUUAUGUAAUGAUCUUCAAAUCGGUGCUGAGGAUCACCUCCUAUGAGGAGUGCCUGAAGGCCCUGAACACCUGCAUCUCCCACCUCUGUGCUGUCCUGCUCUUCUGCACACCAGAUAUCAGCUUGACUGUGAUACACAGCUUUGAGAAGGACUCUUCUCCCUUACUUCAGAUUCUCCUCGGUUACAUGUCCCUGCUUCUCCCCUCGCUGAUAAACCCAAUUGUGUACAGCGUGAAAAGCAAACACCUUCGUGUGAAGAUAAUCAGAGUGUUCAUUAAGUGA